GGCUGCGCCGGCGGCGGCGAGCGGGCGGGAGGGCGCGCGGCGGCGCAUGCGCGGGGAUCUCCCCCCGCCUCCUCCUCCUCCUCCGCGGGGGCGCGCGUGCGUGCGUGCGCGCCCCCUCCCGCCGCCGUGCUCGCGCGCGCACGGGGGCGCGCGCCCCCUUCCUCCCUCGCGUCGGCCCCGGGGCGGGUGCCGCCAUGUCGGGGCCGCGGCGGUGCGCGUAACCGCGGGGGCCGCUCCCGCCCGCGGCGCCGAGCCCUGCCCCGUGCCGGGCCGCGGAGCCGUCCGGAGGGCGCGGCGGAGUGGGGGGAGGCACCUCCCUGCUCUGCCGCCGCUCCCCGAUGCCGCCCGGCACCGCGCUGCCCGCGGGGUCUGAGCCCCCGUCCCUGCUGGGACGGCCGCCGCCCGCCCACCUGCGCCGUCCGGGUGGGAUCCGCGUUUCUCCUCGCUGAGUUUCAGCGUCACGUGGCUCCGAGCUCCCCUUUGCGGGCCGCUCCCGUUGACCCCCAGGAAAGCAGCCCCGCGCUGGGCCGUAGCCGGGGAGGGAGGCCGUGGUGCGGGGGGACCGCGUGUGCGGAGUUACGGUCCGGCACGUGUGGGGCGUGGGAUCAGCCCUGCGGGACCCUGACGUGUGCGGGGACGGGGGGCUGAGGUCACUGUGGGAGAGGAGGGCUCCCACGCAGGGCCGCAGGCUCGGAGCAGAGCUGGGCAGCCCGACUGGCCGUGCCUGCGUUUUUGCAGGGCGUGAGAGGCUCGGGAGGUGCUGCGGGAGGAGGUGGAGGAGGGCGGCAGAGCGGCUCCCUUGCCACCAGCCUGCUUGUUGCUGGGGGAGCAGCCAGCACCAGGCAGGGGUGACGCAGGGAGAGUGGCCGCAGACAAAGGCCCUUGUGGCAGGGGGAAGGAGGGAGGCUCUGUGUCAGGCCAGGCCCCACCGAGGGAUGAAUAAAGCGUUUCUGUGAUCCCACAGUGAAACGCAGCCCGGACAGGUCUCUCACCCCGUGGGGCGGAUGGAGACUCCAGGACGUUAUCCUCCAUGACAGCCACUGGGGAUCCUACAGCACGGCUCCCCGGAGCACAUCCGUGCUGCGUGGCGGCUCCCAUUACACAGCCCGCUGCUACGGCCCUGGGAGCUGAAGGAGAGCCUCGGGAGGUGACAGCACCCAAAGGGACUUUGGCCUUAUUUAACGGGGGGCACCAGGACAGACACCCCAGCCAGUCACCCCAGUCUGACCCUUGUGUGCGUUCCCUAUACCAGCUGCACGCCGCCUGCAGCCGGAUAACAUCGGGCGCUGUUCAGCAGCCACCUCCCCUGUGCCGGACAGGCUUACAGCUGGGGGGCAGAGCACAGGGCAGGGCUCCUGCAGGCCCUUGCGGUGGGUGCGACCGGUCCAACACCGCGAGGAUUGAGGGCCCAGGGGACGAACGAGGCACUGUGCAAACCCCCGAGGACGCUGGAGGCUCUUCGCGGAUCCCGCCCUCGGCGGGGCACGGCGCUCUCCGCUGCACGUCUUUGCACCGUAGGGCAGCGAGGGGCCACGGGAGGCACUUUCCGCGGCAGGGCCCGGCACAACCCGGUGCCGAGCAGGGCGGCAGCGGGGACGCAAUAGGGGGCGCUCGGACGCGGCGAGGCCAGGUCCCACUGCGGGAAGGAGCGACCCCCGCCCAACCCCGGCCCGGUUCCCGCGCCCACGUGGGCGGCACAGCCGGCACCGCGGGAAAACGCGCCCUCGCCCCGCCCCUAUUGGGCGCUUCCCGCCAGUGACGCCCGUGCCGCCCCGCCCCCGCGCGCCACGGGGCGGGGCCGCUCCCUCAGCCCUCGCCCUCUACAAAGAUGGCGGUGAAGUCACGGCGCUCCCCAGUACUCAAAAUGGCCGCCUCGCGUCGUCGCCACCCUCACCCGCCAGGCGCUUACCGCGGCGCGGCGCCGGCGGCGAAGGGGUGUACUUCCGGCGUGCCUCGCGCGGGGCGGGGCGGCUCGGCGCGGUGGCCGCCGGGAGCUGUAGUGCGGGGCCGCCGGCGGUCACGUGUCGCGCCCGGCAGUGGCCGCGUUGGGUGCGGAGGCGCCAAGAUGGCGGCGCUGCGGGGCGGAGCGGUGCUCCCCGCGGCCGGGGCCGGGGUCGGGGCCGGGGUCUGCGGCGCUUCGACCGGAGCCGCCUCGCGGGGACCGGCGGGCGGCGGCGCCUCUCGCCAGCCGGCCCUGCGCGCCGGCAGUCCCCUGCAGUGUUUCUCCUUUGAGGAGGAUGACCUGAACUUGUCGCUGGAUGCAGAAACCAUCCCAGAGGCUGAGGAGAUCCUGGGGACAAUGCAGAACUACCUUGACUCCUCUGUCAUCUCCAUCAUCGAGGACCUCUCCCUAAGCGAGGGCAAGGCCUGCCUGGAUGCACAGAAUGAGCUGUCCCUGCUCACUGCCAUCACGGAGAUCCUGGACAGCACAGAUGAUGAGACCCUGUCCCCCUUCGACACCAUCAUGGAUGCAGAGCUGCUGACCUCUCUGCGGGAGCGGGAGAACCCCUCGUUCCAGAAGUUUCUCAGCCUGUCACGGCCAGUUCUCGAGUGCAAGAGCCCUGCCUUGGAGCAGCCCAAGGGUCUGUGGUCCCUCAGCAGCGGUGGCAGCAUGCCUGAAACUGGAAAGACCAACGUGGACCUGGCCUGGGACUGCAUUGCUCACAGCCUGGAGGACCCAUCACCACCAAAGAAGCAAACCUGUAGCACCCCGCGGGUGGAGAGGAAGCAGGGGAGGCCCCGUGCCCAUGAGCAGCUCCCCCUGCAGCGUAGUGACGGGGAGGAGGAGGAUGAGGAGGCUGCCUCCAGCCCAGAGCUGGACAGCAGCAUGGAGGCUGCAGAGUUCUGCAUGAAUGCGCCCGAGGUGGUGGCGGAGGAGCACGAAGACCCCUGCGUCAUCAACACAGGCGAUGUGUCGCUGAGCGAGCUGGUGAAGUCCAUGCACCCCUAUUGCCUGCCCACCUUCACUGUGUGCCUGGACCCCGAGAGCGAGCCCGUGGCCAAGGAGCUGCUGAACGGCCCCGUUGUGCUGGAGAUCGUGCCCAGGGAGGGUGAGAACAUGGAGAUCCCCGUGGUGCUGCAGCCCCUGGCCCCCAGCUUCCCUGACCUGGAGCCCCAGCUGCUGGGCACAGAGGGCGACGCAGAGUCAAUCCCAGUGCACGGAGAGGAGCCGCCAGGAGAUCCAGCAGCUGAAACUGGGAUGGAGGAGGAGGAGAAACCACCUGGGCAGGAGCCCUCGUGUGCAGCCCCGUACAGCAACACCCCCGUGGAGACUGCGGUGAGCAGCAAGCGUGAGAUCUGCGAGAAGGGACGUGGCCGUGAGAGAGCAAGGAAGAGUCGGAAAAAGAAAGCGGAGGAAGGCCUGAGCGAGGACGGCCGGCCAGGCAGAGGCUGCGUGGCACACCGGCUGCGCUCAGGCAGGUCACGGCGGGCAGCACGGCCCUCGCUGCAGGUCUCUGACUUCCUGGCACGGCAACUGGAGCAAGCGCGGAAGGAGGGGCAGAUGGAGCUGCAUGCUGAGCGGGCACCGCGGCCGCGUGGCCGCCCCCGGGGCGUGGCGGGGGUCUCCCUGCCCACGAAGGAGCCCCCGGAGCUGCCGAAAGGGUUGGAGCCGGAAAUGACAGACACGGUGCUGGAGAAGGGUGAGACUGCUGUGCCUGUGGAGAAAACCACGGAGGAGCCACUAGCAGCGAAGCAACCCAUCCCCGUGGAGCAGGAGGACAAAGGGGCUGUGCAGCCAGAUGUUGGGAUGCCGAAGCAGGAUGUAGGCGUGGAGCCCCCCCAGAGUGUGCCCGCGGCGGAGCCAAGUGAGACCCUGCCCAAGGAGGCCAAGCCCAAGGCCCUGAGCCUGCGGGAGUAUCGCAUGCGCAUGCAGCACCGCCAGUCCAGCACGGGCAGCAGGAAGGAGGGCAAGAAGCAAGCAGCCAGCAAGUGGCCCAGCGUCCCUGAGCCUCCCACCGAGCUGGCAGACAUCCCCUGCUUGGUGGCACCUGCACGCCCACCCACCGAGACACCCAGCGCUCAGAAGAGCCUGGAGAAAUCUGCCGGUUCUCCUGCUGGGCCUCCUCCUGCCAACAAAGCACCUGCAGCUCCAGUGCCAGCUCCAGUGCCAGCUCCAGCACCUGCCUCAGCCCCGGCACCUGCCUCAGCCCCACCACCUCCAGUGACACCGAUACCUUUUGUUGCACCUACCAUGCCCCCAGCUGCUGGGGUGGCUCCCCCUGGGAUGCCAUCACCGGCCACUACUGGUGCUUACGCCAUGUAUCCAUCUGUGCCUUCCUGGCCCUGCUUUGGUCCGCAGCCCCUGGGCUGCCAUGCUCUGCCCCCACCGCCUGGCGCUGGGCCCCCUGGCACUUUCCACAUGAUGCAUGGCCUCCCGCCCCCACCCAUGGCCUGGCCCCCACCGGCCCUGCCUCCCCCACCACCUUUUGUCCCCGGUGGCCCCUAUGGCCCUGUGGGCUGGGCCCCCCCAUCCUACUGGCCAGGCAUCCCCAUUCCACCACCUCCAGUGCCUCCUAUGGCAUACGGUGAUCCUGCGCUGCAGGGUGCAGCGGCCUCUUCUGUCCCCGCUGGUGGCUGCCCCAGCACGGCCCUCCUGCAUGGGCAGGCUCCCCCAGCCCCAGAGCUGCCAGCCAUCCCUGUGCAGCCAUCUCCAAGCAGAGAGAUGGAGACUGCAGGCAGUCAGGCCAGGCCAGGAGUCAGCAGGGUGUCAAAUCCUAGGAGGCAGGCACGUAUGGUAGGGGAGAGCUCCUUCCCCAAGGGACCCUUGGCUCCGGCCCCCACCCAGCCACCAGUAACUCCAUCGGGUGCUGCUGCCCAGCCCAGCAGGGCCCCUCCUGCAGCACCAGCUCCAAACGUGGCUGCUCCCGCUCAACCCGUGGAGGAGCCCCCGCCUCUAGCCCCCAUCCAGCUUUCAAAGGCCCCCCCGGCUGUCAUUCCUGCAGAGGUGUCAGCUGCUGCUGUCCCUGCUGGCGGGUCCCCUGGCACCUACCCCACAGAGGAGCCUGCGGGGCCAGCCAAGACCCCGGUGGACAAGACUCCACCGGAGCCACCCAGCCACAAGCCCAUCAUCCAGGCUCUAGCACCGCCACCAAAACCAUGCCGGGAGAGCAGCAAGCCACCUGCUGCGCGGCCCUGGAGGCACCAACCACUCAUCAGCCCCGCACAGCCCAGCGACAGCAGCCAGGACAUUGUGCAGGCCUUCAUCAGCGAGAUUGGGAUCGAAGCUGCUGACUUGUCCAGCCUGCUGGAGCAGUUUGAGAAGUCUGAAGCCAAGAAGGAGGAGGCUCCUGUGCAGCCCCCUGAGGAAAGGCGGCCAGCGAGGAGUGCUGGGUCGGAGCCCCAGCCAGAGAGGAAGCCCCCGGACAGCCUACAGGCCUCGGAGCUGGCCAACGUGGCAGGGCUCACCCCCCCAGCGACCCCUCCACACCAGCUCUGGAAGCCGCUGCCCACUGUCUCGCUGCUGGCCAAGACCAAGUCACCUGUCUCGGCACCUCAGGAAGGGAUUCAGAGGACCGCCAAGCUCGCAAAAGCUAAAGCCCUGCCCCAGAGCAGGCUGCAGGGGAGGAGCCCAGCGCCUGGCAGCGCAGCCCCCAGCCACGUCUGCUCAGGUGACCAUGACUACUGCAUCCCACGCACGGCACACCUGGAGAACAGCAGCAUCGCUGGCACGCAGCCCCCCGCCACUGAGAGCGGCUCCCGCUGGAACGUCAAACACCACCGGGACAUCACCAUCAAGCCCAUCUCCUCCUUAACCAAACGGACGCUGGACCAGCCCAAGCCGGCCCCCGCCACCACAGUGGGGCCCAGCCAGGAGUCCCCGGGGGCUGCCUGCCCGACCCCCCUGGAUUAUCGGACUAGCGUCCCCAGCAAAGCCAUCACCGGGGGUGACAGCCCCGCCACCUCAGUGCUCCUGUCCCCGGCUGCAUCUCCGUGCCGGGACCAGGAGGUGUGGACCUCUAGCACCCAGCCUGGCCGUGUCGCUGCCAAGAAGUCCCUGCGCUGCUACCGGAGACCACAGGACUCGCCCAGCCCCUCUGCAGGCAGCUGGAGGGCCGGCCGCAGCCGGGCCAGCCGCUCCUUCAGCUCCAGCUCGGAUGGAGCCAGCGAGUCUUCGUCAUCAUCCUCAUCCUCCCGAUCCCGGUCGCGGUCACUGUCCCCACCGCCCAAGCGGUGGAGAGGGUACCGCUCAAGAUGUUCCCACAGCUCAUCUUCCCGCUCCAGCUGUGGGUCGUGUGGCAGGUCCAGGGACAGGUCCUCCUCUUCCUCCUCCUCAUCCUCCUACUCCUCCCGGUCCCCAUCCCGCAGGCAGUCCCGUUCCCGUUCGCCCUCUCCCUGCAGGAGGAGUAACAGACGGAGAAGAUACAGUUAUGAUGCGCAGGACCACUACCAAAGGCAGAGGAUCCUCCAGAAGGAACGUGCAAUAGAGGAGCGGCGAGUUGUGUUCAUUGGCAAGAUCCCCAGCAGGAUGACACGGUCGGAGCUGCGGCACCGCUUCUCAGUGUUUGGGGACAUUGAGGAGUGCACCCUGCACUUCCGCUCCGAGGGGGACAACUACGGCUUUGUCACCUAUCGCUAUGCCGAGGAGGCCUUCGCCGCCAUUGAGAGCGGGCACAAGCUGCGGCGUCCGGAUGAGCAGCCCUUUGACCUGUGCUUUGGCGGCCGCCGGCAGUUCUGCAGGAGGAACUAUGCUGACCUGGACUCCAACCGAGAGGAUUUCGAUCCAGCCCCUGUGAAGAGCAAGUUCGACUCGCUGGACUUCGACACGCUGCUGCGGCAGGCACAGCGCAGCCUGCGGAGGUAGCAGCAAGCACGGCGGAGCGCCCGCCCCCGCUUUUAUACUCAAAUACAAAAGACAAAAAAAGUAAGGAGAGAAAGAUGAGGUUUUUAAGAAAAAGAAAAAGGAAAAAAAUUUGUUUUAUAACCAAUAUUUAAGGAGGACGGGCAAUUUCCCAUCAAUUGGAAGGGCCUAGGGGAGUGGCAGCCUCGGGCUUGCUGAGCCGUGUAAUAAAUGUGGAUGCCCAAACCCA
Messenger RNA from Gallus gallus (chicken), 7028 nucleotides. RefSeq names its product peroxisome proliferator-activated receptor gamma, coactivator-related 1 (gene PPRC1). Gene Ontology annotation, biological process: positive regulation of transcription by RNA polymerase II. Bases 1829 to 6802 code for a protein of 1657 amino acids. Gene Ontology annotation, molecular function: transcription factor binding; RNA binding. The record is from RefSeq and is a predicted model, not a curated record. Gene Ontology annotation, cellular component: nucleus. NCBI's taxonomy places the organism in Eukaryota, Metazoa, Chordata, Aves, Galliformes, Phasianidae. The transcript is spliced from 14 exons.